Messenger RNA from Megalobrama amblycephala (Wuchang bream), 712 nucleotides. RefSeq names its product translocase of inner mitochondrial membrane 9 homolog (gene timm9). Lineage: Eukaryota; Metazoa; Chordata; Actinopteri; Cypriniformes; Xenocyprididae. The coding region runs from base 158 to 427 and encodes 89 amino acids. The record is from RefSeq and is a predicted model, not a curated record. The transcript has 4 exons.
UUGGAUUCCCUCAUAAAUGUUUUCAGUUUUUAAUUCAUAAGGGCUCUUAUUUGUUCCGAAAGUGCCGCUGUGAAGCAGCGGAUAUCUAUUUGUUCUGUUCUCACAUGUCCUUCAGAUCCUGAGCUUUGACAGCAAAGCAUCCUACUGUAUUGUGAGUAUGGCAGCUCAGGUUACUGAAUCAGACCAGAUCAAACAGUUCAAAGAAUUCCUGGGAACCUAUAAUAAGCUGACAGAAAACUGCUUCAUGGAUUGUGUUAAAGAUUUCACUACAAGAGAGGUCAAGCCAGAGGAGACCUCAUGUUCUGAGAGCUGCUUACAAAAGUACCUGAAAAUGACGCAGAGGAUCUCCAUGCGCUUCCAGGAAUAUCACAUCCAGCAGAAUGAAGCAUUGGCUGCUAAAGCCGGCUUGUUAGGACAGCCGCGAUAAUCGACUACUGCUGGACUGAACUCCAGACCAGUGUUCCAGCAUGGAGCAGGGCCCUCCAAACUGGAGCAGCAAGACAGAGGACGCAGGCACUAGGAAUAGUGUGAGAAGGCCUCUCAUGUCUGCCAGCUCUCCGGAUAAUUGACUUGUUGGGAUUUUUGGUUUCCCAAAGGACAGACACUCUCAUUUUGACCGUCAUGCUGGUCUUCUGUAAAAUUUGAAAGAUCUUAAUUGUUUUUGUUUUUUUUAUGUUAGAAUGCUACAGAAUAAAAUGUUAGUCAACUCUAA